This is a messenger RNA of Brienomyrus brachyistius, 5539 nucleotides long. RefSeq names its product catenin delta-2-like. Gene Ontology annotation, molecular function: cadherin binding. Gene Ontology annotation, biological process: cell-cell junction assembly; dendritic spine morphogenesis; cell-cell adhesion. The transcript has 21 exons. The coding region runs from base 253 to 3684 and encodes 1143 amino acids. Gene Ontology annotation, cellular component: plasma membrane; postsynaptic density; adherens junction. The record is from RefSeq and is a predicted model, not a curated record. Lineage: Eukaryota; Metazoa; Chordata; Actinopteri; Osteoglossiformes; Mormyridae.
GAGCCACAAGCAGCGCCGCCGCCGCUUCUCUAUCCGUGCAGCGAUCCCCAUCUCUCUUCCGUGCCAGCCCGCCCUGCUCUCUCUCUAUCUCAACCCCUGUCCGGUUGAUGCCGCUUUCGCUCUCCCAGCCGCCGUCCAGCUGAUGCCUCCUCAUCUGCGCAUCUCCACGCCGGGCAUGAAAGCGUGUCGUUUCUGCUGCUGAGUAUCUGACCGGGAAAGCGCAGGGGAGGGUGCGGGACGGCAAUCGGAGUUAUGCCCGUACCAGAGCAAGCUUCUGACGCAGAAAAGACCACCAUGCUGAACCCGGUACUAAACAGCUCCAAUGGGGAUGCCACCGAGACAGAGACCACCUCUGCUAUCUUGGCUUCCGUGAAGGAGCAGGAGCUGCAGUUCGAGCGACUGACCCGUGAGCUGGAGGCGGAGCGGCACAUCGUGGCGAGCCAGCUGGAGCGAUGUAAGCUGGGCUCCGACGCCGGUGGCAGCAUGAGCAGCAUCAGUUCAGUGGAGGAGCCGUUUCGCUGGAAUACACAAGAGGAGAAAGACAUCGAGGAGGAGCUGACGACAGGAUUGGAGCUCGUGGACUCCUGCAUCAGGUCCCUUCAGGAGUCUGGGAUCCUCGACCCACCGGAAUAUUCCACAACUGACAGACCCGGCCUCCUGUCCCAGGGCGCACUGCAGCUCGAUGCCAAUCCGGAAGGUUCCUUCCAGUACUCCACCGGCUUCCAUAGCAACCAGACCCUGGCCCUGGGUGAGGCGGCAGCCCCCCAGCUCCCAACACGCGCUGGCCAAGUUGGGGGAGCAGUACACAGCUACAACCAGGUCACGUCCAACCGGGCGGCCCAGUUUGCCGCCGGCGAAGCCGCACAGUCACGGGACUCCUUUGCGCUGAGCCAUGGCGGCGCCUUCCACCUGGCAGACACACAGGCCACCCCCGGGGCCUACUACUCCUGCUCCACGCUGCCGGCGCAGCGUGUCAGCUCCCCCCUGUCCGUGCAGGCUGUGGGCUCCCCCAGCAAGCUGCAGCGGCUGGCGUCUGCUGGCGGGGAGCCAGGUUACGCUACCACCCAGCGUGUGUCCUCACCCAAACCGUCGCCUGCCAGGCUGGCCAAAUCCUACAGCACAAGCUCACCACCCGGGGUGGCCGCUGCCGCCACUUCCUCCGGACAUGCCGCCUCGCCGCUUCGUGUGGCCUCUCCGCCCAACGCCGCCAGCUCCUCCCCCAUACACCAGCUCGGCUACGCCACGCUGUCGCCCACCAAGCGCUUAGCUCACGGCCCUGAUCAGUACAAGGUCUCCCAUGACCUGUACGCCACUGCCACCCUACAAAGACCUGGCAGCCUUGCAGCCCAGUCCUCCCCCGCUGUUGACUCCGUCCCCUUGCAGCGCACAGGCAGCCAGAAUGCGGCGGGCACGUACCCCCGCCCCGGCUACAAUGCCGGCUCGGCAGCCAGCUACGGCGAUACGUACCGCACGCUGCAGUACUGCUCCUCUGUGGACUCCCCAUACAGCAAGUCGGGCCCAGCGCUGCCCCCGGAGGGGACAUUGGCGAGGUCACCGUCUGUCGACAGCAUCCAGAAAGACCCUAGGGAGUUUGGUUGGAGGGACCCCGAGCUGCCGGAGGUUAUUCAGAUGCUGCAGCACCAGUUCCCGUCAGUGCAGUCCAACGCUGCAGCCUACCUACAACACCUCUGCUUUGGGGACAAUAAGAUCAAGUCUGAGAUCCGGCGGCAGGGGGGCAUCCAGCUGCUGGUGGACCUGCUGGACCACCGGAUGAGUGAGGUGCACCGGAGUGCCUGCGGGGCGCUGCGCAACCUAGUCUACGGCAAGGCCAACGACGACAACAAAAUCGCCCUGAAGAACUGCGGUGGCAUCCCCGCGCUGGUGCGGCUGCUGCGCAAGACGGCGGACGUCGAGGUCCGCGAGCUCGUUACAGGCGUACUGUGGAAUCUGUCCUCGUGUGACGCCCUGAAGAUGCCCAUCAUCCAGGACGCACUGGCCGUGCUCACCAACACAGUGAUCAUCCCACAGUCAGCCUGGGACAGCUCGCCGCACCAGGAGGACCGAAAGCUGCAGCUGCACUCCUCGCAGGUGCUGCGCAAUGCCACGGGCUGCCUGAGGAACGUGAGCUCGGCGGGGGAGGAGGCCCGGCGGAGGAUGCGCGAGUGCGAAGGCCUGACUGACUCACUCCUCUACGUCAUCCAGAGCGCGCUGGGCAGCAGCGAGAUCGACAGCAAGACCAUAGAAAACUGUGUGUGCAUCUUGAGGAACCUGUCGUACCGCCUGGCAGCGGAGACCUCUCAGGGACAGCAGGCGGGCGCUGACGAGCUGGACGGCCUGCUGUGCGGAGAUGCCAACGGCAAGGACAGCGAGAGCUCGGGUUGCUGGGGAAAGAAGAAGAAGAAGAAGAAGCUGCAGGAUCAGUGGGAUGGCCUGGGCCCCCUCCCCGAGUCCACCGACCCCCCCAAAGGGAUCCAGAUGCUGUGGCACCCCUCCAUCGUUAAACCCUACCUCACACUGCUCUCGGAGUGCUCAAACCCGGACACACUGGAGGGCGCUGCGGGGGCGCUGCAGAACCUGGCCGCUGGGAGCUGGAAGGUAGGUCCUCAGUGGUCAGUGUACAUCCGUGUGGCAGUCCGGAAGGAGAAGGGCCUGCCCAUUCUGGUGGAGCUGCUGCGGAUAGACAACGACCGGGUCGUGUGCGCCGUGGCCACCGCCUUGAGGAACAUGGCGUUAGACGUGAGGAACAAAGAGUUAAUCGGAAAAUAUGCCAUGCGUGACCUGGUUCACCGGUUGCCAGGCAGCACCAGUACCAGCAGUGGGGGUUCUGCCUCCACGGCGGGCGGAACGGCGGGCAAGACCAUGUCGGACGACACCGUCACCGCCAUCUGCUGUGCCCUGCACGAGGUCAUCACCAAGAACAUGGAGAAUGCCAAAGCCUUGCGCGACGCCGGUGGCAUCGAGAAGCUCGUCGGCAUCGCCAGGAGCAAAGGGGACAAAUAUUCUCCCAAGGUGGUGAAAGCAGCGUCUCAGGUUCUGAGCAGCAUGUGGCAGUACCGAGAUCUGCGGGCCCUGUACAAGAAGGAUGGCUAUUCGCAGUAUCAUUUUGUGGGCUCUUCUUCAACAAUAGAAAGAGACAGACAAAGACCCUAUUCUUCCUCUCGUACUCCCUCUGUCUCCCCAGUCCGGACUUCCCCCAACAAUCGAUCAGCAAGUGCUCCAGCGUCUCCCCGGGAGGUGAUCAGCCUCAAGGAACGGAAGGCGGACCCCGAGUCGACCGCGACAAAUGCCGGUUUCCAUGGAAACAAAGCCGACCACACCUCCAGGAAAGACCCCGUGGCAGUUCAAAUCUCCAGUGGGACCUCGACACUCUUCCGGAAUUCAUUCGCAACUCCUAAUGAAGACGUGAAAAGCAGCACGGUCCCCGUCCAGCCUGUUCCUCAGGAGAGUGUCCGGAAGGACUAUGAGAUGUUCCCUCCAUUUCAAAACUCCACGAGGAACUUUGAGGAGUCGUUCUUUGAAGAUCAAGUGCACCACCGGCCCCCGCCCACCGCCACAGAUUUAAAUAUGCACCUGGGACUGAAGUCGACGGGCAAUUAUGUGGACUUCUACUCAGCAGCUCGUCCCUACAGUGAACUCAAUUACGAAACUAGUCACUACCCUGCCUCUCCAGACUCCUGGGUCUAGGGGCCAGCGUCCAAUCACGGCAGAGCACAGAAAUGGGGGGCGGGGUCGACCGUGCAUGUGCAUGCAUACCACGAGACAUUUUCAAGUCAGUUUAGUUCGUCAAAGCUCGUUCUGCGGAGAGAUCUGGGUAGGUUUCGAAGGAGAAGAGGUUGAUAGAGCAAGAGAGAGAGAGAUGGAAAAGAAGGGGAGAGAUAGACACUAAGAAAGAUUGCAUGAACGACGACAGACGGGCAGAGAGUCGUCUAGGAAGCGAAACUCUGGUCAUCAGCGUAACGGAAACGGAAAGCUGCUAGUCCUUAGAUUGUGGAGGAAGGAAAGGCAGAGUAAAUUGGUGGGACAGUAGAGACAUAAGGGGGUCAAGCAAGCACAAGAACAAAAGUUGUUUACAAGAGUGAAGGGAACAGCCUGUCACAUUUUAUCACUUUGCUGUGAAUCGAAGCUUCAGUCUGCACAUUAUGGAGCCGUUCCACAGAACUGGAGGCUCCAUCUAACCACCACCUCUUACUUUUUUCCAUUCUUUUUUUAAUUCUUACUUUUUUUAUCCUUUGUUGUAAAGUAUUUGAUAUACAUUACAGAGAUACAGGUGCAUUGUGUAUAUUACACGGACGCCACCCGCAUCUUUGGUGGCUCUUAUCAUCGUUCGACCGUCAAAUAUAAAAACGGGGGGGGGAGAACUUUGGAAAGAUUACCAACCUGUCCUGUUCCAGUGUUCUAACAUCAAGGGAGACAAAGCUAACAGUACUGCUUGUUCUGACAAUAUGAAUUUGUUUGUGGCUGAUAUACUGACAUCGCAAACCGUUUGAGAGUUAAAUCGGGACACCUUUCCAUACUCGUCAAGAAAAUGCCUUUUCACUGCCUAAAAGGGGGAAAAAUAGAUGUAGAUAUUUGAUUUUUAUUUUUUUUCGUUUAUGAUCAAAUGUCAAAAAUAAAUACAACUUUGUCAUCCACAUUUGCAUAAAUCCUGUCUAUUCAUAACUGUGCUUAUAUAAAAAAAAAUACUGAUACUGUGCCAAUUUGUAAUUUCCAGUUUAAACCUGGGGGUAAUUUGGAACUUUAGGUGAAGUUUACAUUCUGACUAGUUAUCCGUUAUCUCCUGAUGCCAGUUAGUUAAUGUUUUUAGUUUCUAAAUGUGUUUUAAUGGAAUUAAGCUACAGCUAGCGUAUAUUGGAAUGACACCAGGAGGGCAAAAUCUUUGUGAGCUUAAUUCCCUCCAAAGAUGUACAAAUCCAUCUCCUAAGUGUUUAUUCACUGUCUCAUGUCGGUCACUGUCUGAGAACGGCAUCUUUUUACAGACUGACAGUAUCUAGUUGGAAUUUCCAUUAUCAAAUGAAAUACAUCUUAGGCUAAAGUGUUAAUAGAGAAUGAUAAAUAUAUAUAAAUAAAUAUGUAUAAUUUUUAUGUGCAAAAGUCAGUGUCACUAACAUGAAGCAAGAAGAUUAAAAAAAAAAAAAAAAAAACGAUAUGAUCUUGUUCACUUUUAAUGUUCUGAUCCCAAAACAACACUUGAAGAUAUUGACCUCCUGGUCUGAGUUACGUUGUUUCCAAGUUCUAUAUAGAGUAUCAUUAUAAAACCUUGGUGAUGUUGCGAUGCCAGGAAAAUAAAAUAAACCUCUGUUCAUAAGACUGAUAUCAACACUAACCUGAGUUCGCCGUUGGGAGCCAGCAAACAAUCUGUUGACAUGGACUUCAUACCUGAUCGCCUGUAUUGCUGAUGUAUGUUAAUUUUUUUUGUUUGUUUGUUUUGUUGUUGCUUCAGACCAGGUGUUUUGAGAAAGUGUUUUUAUUGCCUCAGCAAUUUGCAACUGCUAUAAACUGACCAUCUAAAACUCACUGUUUUGGAUGGUUUCUUCAAUGA